AUCAACCCUAAAAUAACUAUACUCGCAAAACUCCAUUUCUUUCCAUCAAGAAUUUCCUCUUCCUGUUUUCAUUAUCAAAAAAAAAAAAAAACCCUAGUAUUGCAUCGAUUUCUUUUUCCUACUAUGGCUACACAAAGUGAUCAAUCAGGCCCUAGCAAUACAAGCAAAACAUUCACAGGUUUAGGAAACCUAAUUAGGGUUCUUCCAACUGGAACAGUUUUCUUCUACCAAUUCAUGAACCCUAUCUUAACCAACAAUGGAAGUUGUAGCUCCACAAACAAGAUCUUCUCAAGCUUACUCUUUACAGUUUGUGGGCUUUCUUGCUUUUUCUCAACUUUUACUGACAGUUAUAAAGAUGAUCAAGGACAUCUUCAUUAUGGGAUUGCCACUUUCAAGGGUUUCUGGCCAACUUCUUCAGAUCCAGCAUCAACUACUUCUGUUGACUUCAAGUCUUAUAGGCUUCAAGUUGGAGAUUUUGUUCAUGCUUUUCUGUCUUUGAUUAUAUUUUGUGUUCUAUCUUUGUUGGAUAGUAACACGGUCCAUUGCUUUUAUCCAUCUUUUGAGAAUACUGAAAAGGCUCUCAUGAUGGCUUUGCCUCCGGUUAUCGGGUCAGUCGCCGGUGCCGUGUUUACCACUUUUCCGAUGAGGCGCCGUGGUGUAGGGUACGCUGAAAGUUCAUCUUCGAAAUCGUCGUCGCCGCCAUCAAACUCGGCUGUUGUUGCACCGGUGGCUUCCGGCCAGCAAACCCCCGUUCAAAAUGUUUAAUAAAUUUAUUCUUCUUAGAUGUAAUUAAAUUUGAGUUGUGAAAGUGAGAAAUUCUUUUGUUCUUUCUUACAAUAAUAUGUAAUUCACUUUAAUGGUUAAAUUUUAAGAUCAAAUCAAAAAAAUUAAUAAGUCGUUUAAUUAAUUUGAUUUGGUCGUAUGGAAGAUGUAUAGAACGAUAUAUUGCAUGUUACUCUGUGUAUGUUUAUGGUGGCUGUAUUAACUUGGGAUUGAUCAUGUCAAUGAAAUUACACAAGAGAAUUUUUAAAUAACGGUUAUUUUAAUUGUUCC
Oldenlandia corymbosa var. corymbosa is the source of this 1053-nucleotide messenger RNA. Lineage: Eukaryota; Viridiplantae; Streptophyta; Magnoliopsida; Gentianales; Rubiaceae. The record is from the annotation of a GenBank genome assembly.